CAGUUUCCCAAAAGUUGCAAAACCAUGAAACCACCUGUAAAACCACUCACCUCUAUCAUCUCUACAGCCUUCUCCGCCCCAAAACCACCCAUACCCCACCCCAAAACCACCAAUAUACCACCUGUAAAACCGGUUAAGAACUUCCUCAGUCCCACCCAAAUACUACCAAAACUCCUCAAUACUACCCAAAUCAGUACUCCACCACUCCACAAACAAGCCCAUCAACUCUACUUCUCCCAAGCCCUUCAAAAACCUCACCUUUUUUGCACUGAUAAGACCACCCAAACGAGAUCCUUGUGUUCUUCUGCAUUCAAAAGCCCUUCAGAAAUUCUAAAUAGUACCCAAAUCAGUACUCCUCCAUCUCUACCCCCUCACAAACAAGCCCAUCAAAUCCACUACCUCUCCUCCUCCAAAACCCUUCCAAAACCCAGCUUUCCUUGCACCAAAACUACCCAAACCGUACCCUUCUGUUCUUCAAUCAAAGACCCAACUGCGAUACCACCUGAAUCCAUGGACCCCACCUCCUCCCCUUCAGGCACCAUCCCUGUAGUCUCCACAUUCAGUUCCCCAUUUGAAAACUCUCCCCCUUCUUCCAUUGAUGCGAGCUCUUCGAUCAGAAAACCUCUAAGUCUGUGGCCAGGCAUGUAUCAUUCCCCUGUAACGAACGCUCUCUGGGAAGCACGUUCGAGCAUCUUCGAGAAGCUCCUCGACCCGUCAAAAGACGGCCCACCACAGAGCGAAUUGUUGACGAAGACCCCAUCACAGAGCCGAAUCAGCAUUCUUUAUAACUUCUCCAGUGAUUAUAUUCUCAGGGAGCAGUAUCGGGACCCGUGGAAUGAGGUCAGGAUCGGGAAAUUGCUCGAAGACCUCGACGCCCUUGCUGGAACUAUUUCCGUUAAGCAUUGUUCAAAUGACGAUAGUACAACAAGGCCUUUGUUGUUAGUUACUGCUUCUGUUGACAAGAUGGUUUUGAAGAAGCCAAUCCGUGUAGACACUGACCUAAAAAUAGCUGGUGCUGUUAUUUGGGUUGGGCGUUCAUCCAUUGAGAUCCGAAUGGAAGUGACUCAGGCACCACCACAAGAGAGCUCUGAUCCUUCAGAUCCCAUAGCUUUGACUGCCAACUUCACAUUCGUUGCACGUGAUUCAAAAACCUUAAAGUCUGCUCCUGUAAACCGCCUCUCCCCAGAAAAUGAGCGAGAAAAGUGGCUUCUGGAAGAAGGGGAAGCAAGAGAUAGGCUGAGGAAGCGGAAAAGAGAAGAACAGAAGCGGGAGUUUGAGAAGGGGGGCCACGUCCUGCAUGGGGAAGUAAGUAGGUUGAAGGCUUUGUUGGCUGAGGGACGUGUCUUCUGUGACAUGCCCGCAUUAGCUGACAGAGACAGCAUUCUGAUGAGAGACACUCGCCUUGAAAAUUCUCUAAUUUGCCAGCCACAGCAAAGGAACCUGCAUGGACGGAUCUUUGGGGGGUUUUUGAUGCACCGUGCUUUCGAGCUUGCAUUUUCGACAGCAUAUGCCUUUGUUGGCCAUAUGCCUUGCUUUCUAGAAGUUGAUCAUGUUGAUUUCUUAAGACCUGUUGAUGUGGGGGAUUUCCUUCGUUUCAAAUCAUGCGUUUUGUACACACAAUUAGAGAACCCAAUGCAGCCUCUCAUCAAUAUUGAAGUCGUUGCUCAUGUUACAAGGCCAGAACUCAGAAUUAGUGAGGUAUCGAACACCUUCUAUUUCACGUUCACUGUCCAGCCGGAUGCCUUGAAGAAUGGAUUGAAAAUUCGCAAUGUAGUUCCUGCCACAGAAGAGGAAGCACGGCGGGUGCUUGAACGGAUAGACGCCGAGGAAUCAUAUUUAUAAAUUCUUGAGAAAGCUCUUCUAAUGAAAAGGGGAAGCGCAGAGUCAUGAAUUUGGAGAGAGCAAAAACCUAGAAUGCUCAUUGCAAAAUGUUUAGAUUAAUUUCUUUCUUUUUUCUUUUUCUUUGUUUAAAGAGUCUUCAGAAACAGAACAUGAAAUAAUUGAAAUUCUAUUAUAAUAAAAAUACAACCACAUUGC
Molecule: messenger RNA, 2037 nt
Organism: Magnolia sinica
Lineage: Eukaryota; Viridiplantae; Streptophyta; Magnoliopsida; Magnoliales; Magnoliaceae
Product: acyl-coenzyme A thioesterase 2, chloroplastic
Exons: 5
Coding region: 25-1842 (605 amino acids)
Biological process (GO): acyl-CoA metabolic process
Molecular function (GO): fatty acyl-CoA hydrolase activity
Source: RefSeq, a predicted model, not a curated record